AUGGUGCAUCUUCAAACGAUCCCCGCCAAGGAUGAGGUGAACAAGGUGACCGAGGUCCUAAAGAAGGUCAAGCUUCAGCUGGCCAACGAUGACGACUGCUUCACCACCAGCGUCUAUGGCUCGCGUUUCGCUGCCCAGGAGCUGCCACGCCAUGAGAUUCCCGAGGGCGAGAUGCCCAAGGAUGUGGCUUAUCGCAUGAUCAAGGACGAGCUCAGCUUAGACGGCAACCCUAUGCUCAACCUCGCUUCGUUCGUGACGACGUACAUGGAAGAAGAGGCCGAGAAGCUCAUGACCGAGUCCUUCUCCAAGAACUUCAUCGACUACGAAGAGUACCCGCAGUCAGCCGACAUCCAAAACCGCUGCGUGUCCAUGAUCGGCCGCCUCUUCAACGCCCCCGUCGGGGCCGCAGACGGCGUCGGCGCGGUCGGCACCUCCUGUGUGGGCAGCUCCGAGGCCAUCAUGCUGGCCGUGCUAGCCAUGAAGAAACGCUGGAAGAACAAGCGCAAGGCCGAGGGCAAGCCCACCGACUCGCCGAACAUUGUCAUGUCGUCUGCUGUGCAGGUCUGCUGGGAGAAGGCGACGCGGUACUUUGAGAUUGACGAGAAGCUGGUGUACUGCACGGAAGAGCGCUAUGUGAUUGACCCGGAGGAGACGGUCAACUUGGUGGAUGAGAACACAAUUGGUAUUUGUGUCAUCCUUGGGACGACGUACACGGGUGAGUACGAGGAUGUUAAGGCGGUCAAUGACCUGCUGAAGGAGAAGGGGCUUGAUACGCCGAUCCAUGUGGAUGCGGCUAGUGGUGGGUUUGUUGCGCCGUUUGUUGUCCCGGAUCUUGAAUGGGAUUUCAGGCUAGAUCACGUCGUCUCGAUCAAUGUUUCUGGGCACAAGUACGGCCUGGUCUACCCCGGCGUCGGCUGGGUAGUCUGGCGCAGCGCCGAGUACCUCCCGCAAGAGCUCGUCUUCAACAUCAACUACCUCGGCGCCGACCAAGCCUCAUUCACGCUCAACUUCAGCAAGGGCGCCAGCCAAGUAAUUGGCCAAUACUACCAGCUCAUCCGCCUCGGCAAGCACGGAUACCGUGCCAUCAUGAGCAACCUCACCCGCACAGCUGACUACCUCUCCGACUCGCUCGAGGCGCUCGGCUUCAUCAUCAUGUCCAAGAAAUCCGGCGAGGGCCUCCCGCUCGUCGCCUUCCGCCUGCCGCCCUCCGAGGACCGCCAGUACGACGAGUUCGCGCUGGCCCACGCCCUGCGCUCCCGCAGCUGGGUCGUGCCCGCGUAUACCAUGGCGCCACAUACCGAGAACCUCAAGAUGCUGCGCGUGGUGGUGCGUGAGGACUUUAGCAAGAACCGCUGCGACGGGCUGAUCACGGAUAUCAAGCUGUGCCAGAACCUGCUGGAGGAGAUGGACCGGGAGAGCAUUAAGAAGCAGAACGAAUUUAUCCAUAAGCACCACACGGCUAGCGGCAAGGCGACACACAAUCACCCCAAGUACAAGAAGGAGAAGCAUUCUAUCCAGGGCAAGACUGGCAAGACCCACGCUAUCUGCUAA
Dichotomopilus funicola is the source of this 1551-nucleotide messenger RNA. RefSeq names its product glutamate decarboxylase. Gene Ontology annotation, cellular component: cytosol. Bases 1 to 1551 code for a protein of 516 amino acids. Gene Ontology annotation, molecular function: pyridoxal phosphate binding; glutamate decarboxylase activity. Lineage: Eukaryota; Fungi; Ascomycota; Sordariomycetes; Sordariales; Chaetomiaceae. Gene Ontology annotation, biological process: L-glutamate catabolic process. The transcript has 4 exons. The record is from RefSeq and is a predicted model, not a curated record.